Cornus florida is the source of this 1200-nucleotide messenger RNA. RefSeq names its product 29 kDa ribonucleoprotein A, chloroplastic. Gene Ontology annotation, cellular component: cytosol. The transcript has 4 exons. NCBI's taxonomy places the organism in Eukaryota, Viridiplantae, Streptophyta, Magnoliopsida, Cornales, Cornaceae. Bases 35 to 871 code for a protein of 278 amino acids. The record is from RefSeq and is a predicted model, not a curated record. Gene Ontology annotation, molecular function: mRNA binding.
GUCUUCUUCAACUUCUCCUUUUCAGUGGAUAUCAAUGGCGGCACUCGAAGCAGCAUUCUCCACCCUACGUUCCUACCCUUCAACUUCUCCGAAAUUGCUUUUAUGCCCUAGACGUUCAUUCUCUGUAAAGCACCACAGUUCCACUUCUACCCCAACCCUCUCUCUCAAUUUUCAUCUUUGUCCCCACCCACUUCUCUCUAUCAACAAAACCAGAAAAUUGAGCUUCGAAAUAAGCUCAGCAGUUCAGGAUGUAGCAGUAGAAGAAAAAACAGAGGAAACCCAACAAUCAAAUCAAAGGAAGAAGCUUUUCGUGCUCAAUUUGCCAUGGUCUUACACUGUUGCUGAUAUCAAGAACCUUUUUGGCGAAUGUGGAACUGUCACAGAUGUUGAGAUUAUAAAACAAAAAGAUGGGAAGAACAGAGGCUUUGCAUUUGUCACGAUGGCUUCUGGGGAAGAAGCGCAGGCUGUUAUUGAUAAAUUUGACUCUCAUGAAUUGUUGGGUAGGAUUAUCAGGGUUGAGUUUGCAAAGAAAUUCAAGAAACCUUCACGUCCUCCUCCUGUAGGUCCCCCACCUGGAGAGACACGCCAUAAGCUAUAUGUGUCCAAUCUUGCAUGGAAAGUGAGGUCUAGCCAUCUCAAAGAAUUUUUCGGUGCCGAUUUUAAUCCAAUUUCAGCUAGGGUUGUUUUUGAUAGUCCGUCAGGAAGAUCUGCUGGGUAUGGCUUUGUCUCAUUUGCCACGAAAGAGGAAGCAGAGACUGCAAUUUCUGCUUUGGAUGGGAAGGAAUUGUGUGACCGACCAAUUCGUUUGAAAUUCAGUGAAAAGAAUGUUGAUGAAUCUGGAAAUGAAAAGGUUGAAGAAGACAAAGCCUAGGGGCAACCUGAACAAUCAUAGAACGACACAUUCUUUAGUCCUCUUGAUCUGUGGUUUGCAGAUAACUUCCAAAAUGUGUCCCAAUCUGGCAUUUUCAACGCUCUUGCACAUAACAGUGAUGAAAGGCAGUGUGGUUUGCACAUAUUUGCGUUUACUUAUAAUGCUUUAUUUGUACUUACUGAAAACUAGAGCUAUUAUGUCUCAUUUACCUUGUUAAAUUGCCUGAAAAUGUUUUAUGUGAAAUUGUAGAAAUAUAAUUGAUUCCACAUAGUAUGAUUGCUUCAGGAGAGAUCCUUUUCAGCAUAUUGUAUUGUUAUUAUUUUCUUCAA